AUGGAGUUCCUGGGGACCACGCAGGUAUCCAGUUACUGUGGCAGAAAGAAGAACUGCCUGUUCCCAGAUAUAGUCCCCAGCACCACCACCCACGACACCUAUCAGUCCUAUUACCUACCAGGCUACCGUCACCUCUGCUCCUGGAAGCCCAGUCUGCUUCGCAAAGUGGUUUCUGUCCCUUCCAGCCCUGAGAAACAACUGAGCUGCAGCGGGCGGCCACUCACGGUGCUGCCUGAGCUGCGUUCUGCCCUGCACGCCCGCUACAGCACGCGUGACUGGCACCAUGCAAACAUGGUUCAGCUAAAAGGCUCUGAGACCUCCAGGUACUGUGCUGGGAGAAUGAACGCUGAUUCGAUGAGACUGAUGCAAGAUAAGGAUCAACUGACUCACCAGAUGCAAGAAGACAGUAAAAGAAACCUAAAAGAGAGGAUGUGCAACAUUGAUUUCUGGAGAUCUGAGCUCACCUAUGAGCUUGAGUGUCUGCUGAAAGAGACCCAAGCCUUGGAAACAGCAAAGAGGCGGCUUGAGUGUGCUAUAGAAGAACUGCAAGAACCACUGAGGGUAGCCCUAGAGUGCUUGUACCACCGUGAGAACAGGAAGGGUAUAGAUUUAGUUCAUGAUGAUGUGGAAAAGAAUCUCAUAAAGGAGGUUGAUGUACUGAAGGACUGUCAAGAUAUAUUGUCUAAACUUGCAGAGAAAAUCACUCAACAGUUGGGCAUCAACAGAGAUGCCCAGCAUGCCCUGGAGCAGGAUCUUUCAGACAAAAACUCAGCCCAUUUUAUUGAUGAGAAGUGCUUUAACCUGAAAAAUUCAUCAGACAGCAUCAGAUUUUACCAUGGAAUUGAAAAAGCAGAUGCGACUGUCUCAGUCCCUGCAACAUGGGCUAAAUUUAGUGACGACAACAUCAGGUGCUCUCAGCAUGCAAGGGCCAACUCUGUCAAGCUCCGGGACGAUACAGAGGUUGCACUGGAGAGGACAUCUGAGGAGAUGUGGAAUCAGAUCAUCAGCACCAACUUGGCCUUUAAUAAACGUCUUGCUGAAGUAGCUGAUGUGAGGAACAAACUCCAAGCUCAACUGGCCAAGACACUUCAGGAAAUCUUCCAGACAGAAGAUACAAUUGCCUUACUGGAGAGAUCCAUAAAGGCAAAGGAGUAUCCCCUGAAAGUGGCUCAGACCCGCUUGGAGGGAAGAACUAAACGACCCAAUAUAGAACUUUGCCGUGAUGCUCCUCAGUUUCAGCUUGUGACUGAAGUUUACACUAUAGAUGACACUUUACAGAGCCUAAAGCAACGUCUGCAAGAAGCCCAUGAUACUCUGCAUAUGCUGGUCCUCAACAAAUCAAAGCUGGAACACGACAUCUCUGUGAAGACAAACUCCUUCUUCAUUGACAGGAAGUGCAUGGACAUGCGCAGAGUCUUCCCCAGCACCCCACGGCUCAUUGGCUACACCUAA
Molecule: messenger RNA, 1452 nt
Organism: Calypte anna (Anna's hummingbird)
Lineage: Eukaryota; Metazoa; Chordata; Aves; Apodiformes; Trochilidae
Gene: TEKT5
Product: tektin 5
Exons: 7
Coding region: 1-1452 (483 amino acids)
Biological process (GO): cilium movement involved in cell motility; cilium assembly
Cellular component (GO): nucleus; microtubule cytoskeleton; sperm flagellum
Source: RefSeq, a predicted model, not a curated record